Molecule: messenger RNA, 453 nt
Organism: Candida tropicalis MYA-3404
Lineage: Eukaryota; Fungi; Ascomycota; Pichiomycetes; Serinales; Debaryomycetaceae
Gene: DAD3
Product: Dad3p
Exons: 1
Coding region: 1-453 (150 amino acids)
Biological process (GO): attachment of spindle microtubules to kinetochore
Cellular component (GO): DASH complex; mitotic spindle
Source: RefSeq, a predicted model, not a curated record
AUGUCAACAGCUAGUAACAAUGAUGGGGUAGUGAAACCAACAAGUAUAGAUUAUACAAAUAAUCCUAAUUUAUCAACAAUAGAAAAGAAAAUCCUUGAUCAAUAUCAAUUAAUGAACAAUACAUUACUUGAAAUAUCAAAAGAAUUAGAAUCAUUAACAGCAACAACUAAAAGUAUACAAGAAGAUGACGGGAAUGAUAAAGGGGUUAGUAUUAGAUUAGUUGAGAAUUUAAGACAGUUGGAAACAAAGAUGGUUUUCAUAUAUACUUUUUUCAAAGGUGCUGUUUAUUCCAUAUUAAAUGCUCAAGAUUAUACUGCUGAACAAGAACAACAGCAAGAUAUUAUACGACAUGAUCCUGAUGAUGAUAAUAAUAAACAACAACAACAACAAGAAGAAGACGAUGGUGAACUACUGGGAGUAUCGGAUAAUGACACACAGAAUUUGAUUACAUGA